AUGAUUCCAGCGUCCGGCAGAAAUCUGAGUGGCUCCAGUCCCCGUCGCCCCUGCGCCCAGCGUAGCACAUCACUGGGGCGCGUUGGUAACCCCGUCGACGUCCUCGCGCUUCUCGCCGUGCAUAGGUUUCGUCACCUCUUAUUCGCGCCGCGCCGCGCCACGCCACGCCGAUGCCAGUGCCCACACACUGACACACACCGCCGCGUCCACCUCCCGCUCUGGCCCCCAGACCAGAUCACCACGGGCAUGGAAACCUCGUCGCCUUCACUGGCCUCGUCGCCGGGAGCCACGCUCUCCACCGUGAUCGCCGAGGACCGCCGCCGGGAGGCCCGCCGCCGCCGCCAGGGGGCCUUCGGACAGGGCGGUCUCCUCCCGUACCUCGUCCCGGCUUGCGGGCGUCCGGCCGGCCAGAUAGGCGGCAGGCCGCUGCACUCUGAGCUCAUGAUAAAACUGCACCGCUGGGGCGCCACCUUCCUGCCCAAGGGCGGUGGCGCCGCCGUCGCGCGCGAACUCGAGGCGCGGCGCCGCGCGCCAAGCCCGCCGCCACGGCCUAGACCGUCGAUGGAACCGGCUGCAGCGGCGGAGGCGGAGGCGGAGGCGGAGGCGGAGGUGGUGCCGCGCCACGAGGCGCCCGCCGUGAGUGUCCCCGCGAGGAGACCUUUGAGGGAGAGAGAGGAGCCGGCGGCGGGAUCCAAAGCCAUUGCCGAAGCGGACAUGUCCGCCGGCGAGGGCGCGGGGAGCAGCGACCGGGCGACGCCGUUCGCUACCGUCGCGGGAGGAGGUGGGGGAACCUGUCUCAGAGUUUCGCCCAAGACGACAGUGAGGUCUCCGUCACUGCAGACGGACACGAGCAACGAGUCCCCUCGGUCCCUCGCCGACUCCCCCGCAUUGGCCGCAGUGGCCGACGACAAGUACGUGUGGGCGGACAAGUACCGGCCCAAUGUCCUCAACGAGUUCAUCUGCAACAAGACCGUCGCCGACGAGCUCUACCAGCUGCUUGUUGCACACCAGUGCAGCCAUUUCAUCUUUGAAGGUCCGCCGGCGGUUGGGAAGAGAAGCAUGGUACUGGCACUUAUAAGGGAUGCUUUUGGCCCUCAUGAUCUCAAGAUAGAGGAACAGACAAAGAGAUUUGAGCUGAAGGGAGAAGUUAGAAAGCACAUCGAUGUCAGAGUGAAGACCUCCGAGCAUCAUGUGGAGGUGAGCUUGGCUGAUUUACAUGGCUAUGAGAAGUACGUCAUAACUACUUUGUUGAAUGAAUCCAUACCAUCACCAAACUCAGCUUGUGACCAUACUAACUGCAGAGUGAUUGUUAUCCAUGACACUGAUAAGCUCUCGUCCGAUCUUCAACAUUAUAUCGGUUGGUUUUUGGGGAGGUAUGCCGGGUGCAACAAAAUCAUUUUCUGCGGUUCUGAUGCUUCUAAUCUUGAAGCCAUCAAACAUCUCUGUAAGGUUGUGACUCUUCAGCUACCUUCCUUUGACGAGAUAAUAAAGGUUCUGGAGUACAUUGCAACGCAAGAGACCAUUGAUUUGCCUCGUGAUCUUGCUAGGAGAAUUACAGUUGGCGCAAGAAAUAAUCUCCGACAAGCAAUACGCUCUUUUGAAGCUACUUGGAAGGCAUAG
Messenger RNA from Miscanthus lutarioriparius, 1620 nucleotides. Lineage: Eukaryota; Viridiplantae; Streptophyta; Magnoliopsida; Poales; Poaceae. The record is from the annotation of a GenBank genome assembly.